AUGCAAUUUGCGGAAGGUCAUAAACGCGUUUUCCUUUUGGUAACAUACCAUGUCAUAAUGACUUCUAAUAAGGAUAAUUUAACAUCAAAUAAAAAAGUAUUUGAAAAGUUUUUUGUUGAUCUGAAACAUGAUCACGGAAAAGAUACGUGGAGUGCAGUAUGCACGGUUUGUCGAAAUGAUCCGUCACUUCCAGAAAAAUCGAUUUCUGAUAAAAAAACUGGGUAUUCAAAUUUCAAACGGCAUAUGUUAAGAAAUCAUUUAAAGAUUUAUAAUGACUGGUUAGCUUCUGUUCAAGUUAAAGUUGAAUCAUCUCAAUCUAAAAUUGAUGAUAAAAUAACUGGUGGAAAACCUGUCUACGGUCAGUCUCAUCCUCGUCAAAUUCAGUUAGAUCAAGCUAUCGUUCAAGAUCUUAUAAUUGAUUUGGGUCUGCCACCCUCUAUGGUAGAAAGAGAUUCAUUUAUUCGUUUUAUGAAAAAAGUCGAUCCGAAAUAUUCCGUAGUCAGCAGAAGAUCUAUUUCUCGUCAGUAUAUGCCUGAAUUAUAUGAUAAAAUGAUUUUAAAUCUAAAAUCGAUUUGUAAUGAAGCUCGGUGGGUAUCGCUCACGUUAGAUACAUGGACAGAUCGACCAUUCAAAGAAUUAAAUGAAAUUCAUAACGGCUCUCUAUUGUUAUUUGAACUGAAUUCUGUUAUCUCGACAUUUUCAUUAGAUUCAAAACUAGUUCGUCUUGUCACUGAUAGUGCCAGUAAUAACUUAACAACAUUUCGAGGUUUUGUUGUUCCAGGGUUUGAAUCAUGUUUUGUGCCUGAUGACGUUGACGAUGAUACUGCAAAUGACUUCGAAGACGACUCAGGCUUUGACGUUGAAGCCUCAUCCGACGACGACUCAGACGAAACUGAUGAAUUAUGUGUUAAAGACGGACUUAAAAAGACCGGAGUUUCCACGAAAAAUGCAUUAGAAAAAUGUUCAGCUAUCACUAAACUUAGUCAUCAAUCUACACAUUUCGCGGAACGUCUCGAACGUAUUAAUGUCUUGAUACCUUCUCCAAAUAAGACUCGAUGGAACAGUCAGUAUGACACUCUAUGUAAAAUUGUUAGUAUGCCUACAGAAAGACUGAAUCAAAUUUUGAAAGACUUCGGUAAACCGGAAUUGUGUUUGUCUGGUAAGGACAUUUCAAUUUUAAAUGAAUUUGUAGAUGUGUUAGCGUUUUUUUCUGAAGCUACUGUGCAGGCUCAAGCAGAAAAUAGUCCUUCUAUCCGUCUUGUAGCUCCUUCUCUUCUUUCAAUUUAUUUUGAUCUUGUAAAACAGAAAGAAGAUUGCCAGCAUCUCUCAUCACCAGUCGAAGUUUUACUCAUUUCAGUAAAAUGUCGUUCCGGUGCAUUAUUAGAGGUUCUUUCUAUUCCAGUUGAAAAGUCGGUGAAAAAGAACAAAAGAUUUUAUGAACUUUACAAAGAUAAUAUUUUUUUAAUCAGUUCAUUUUUAGAUAGCAAGUUUGAACCGAAUUGGGUUUUAGCUUCACCACUUUCAACUGAAAAUAAAAUAUCAAUUUGUGAAAACGUCAAAAAACUUGUUUCGGAUGCAGCUUUAUCACUACAUUCGAAAGCUAGUGUUCAGAAAAAACAAAGUAGUCAGCAGCGUGAAGCUUCAACGAAUACUAGUGGUGCUACUGGCAACUUGAAAAGAAAAUCUAUUUUUGGUUAUAUGGAAAAUAAUGAAAAAAAACAAAAAACUUCUAUAGCAAUAUCAAGCAAUGAUAUUGCUGAGGAAAUUUUACUUUAUUUGAAAGAAGACGGUACAGACAGUAGUUUAAUUUUCAAGAAAUCUUCUCUGUACCCGAUGUUGAGCUCACUAGCAACAAAGACACUAUGUGUGCCCAGCGCUUCAACUCCGGUUGAAAGAGUGUUCCCUCAAUCCGGUUUUCUUAUACGACCACAUCGGGCAAGAAUGACGAGAUAA
Molecule: messenger RNA, 1953 nt
Organism: Didymodactylos carnosus
Lineage: Eukaryota; Metazoa; Rotifera; Eurotatoria; Philodinida; Philodinidae
Source: the annotation of a GenBank genome assembly